AGAGGAGGGGGAGGAGGAGGGGGAGGAGGAGGGGGAGGAGGAGGAGGGGGAGGAGGGGGAGGAGGAGGAGGGGGAGGAGGAGGGGGAGGGGUGGAGGGGGGGAGUGGGGGAGGAGGAGAAGGAGGAGGGGGAGGGGGAGGAGGAGGGGGAGAAGGAGGGGGUGAGGGAGGUGGAGGAGGGGGAGGGGUAGGAGGAGGGGGAGAAGAAGGAGGGGGUGAGGGAGGAGGUGGAGGAGGAGGGGGAGGAAGAGGGGGUGGAGGGGGAGAAGAAGGAGGAGGGGGAGAAGGAAGAGGGAGAGGCGGAGGAGGAGGAGGGGGAGAAGAAGGAGGAGGGGGAGGAGGAGGAGGGGGUGAGGGAGGAGGAGGAGGGGGUGAGGGAGGAGGAGGAGGGGGAGGAGGGGGGGGAGGAGGAGGAGGGGGAGAAGGAGGAGGGGGAGGAGGAGGAGGGGGAGGAGGAGGGGGAGGAGGAGGAGGGGGAGGAGGAGGAGGGGGGAGGAGGGUGGGAGGAAGGGGGAGGAGGGUGGGAGGAGGGGGAGGAGGGGGAGGAGGAGGAGGAGGGGGUGGGGGAGGAGGAGGGGUUGGGGGAGGAGGGAGGGGAGGGGAAGGAGGGGGAAGAGGGGGAGGAGGGGGAGGAAGAGGAGGGGGAGGAGGGGGAGGAAGAGGAGGGGGAGGAGGAGGGGAGCAGGACACCAGCCUAGACCCUGUGUGGACGACCCACACUGCUGGAUGCAUGCUCCGGGCUAGGCUGGGCCGCUGUGUACCCGCAUGCUGCAGGCCUGUCACCACGACCAGCCUCUAUUGCCAGACCGAGCACACUCGGAGGGAGGCCUGCAGCCACAGGACAGCAUGCCAACAAGCAGGGGACCCGCAGCUGCUUCUGGGGCCAAAUCGGGCCCCUCCAGUUAGGUACUUGCACGCCUCUGCCGUCAGUGUACCUGUAGGCGGCCCUGUCCCUUGCCACCUGCCCUGGAACGCUUCACCUACAGCCAAGGAUGUGCACACCGCCAACUCUGGCUACUACCACUGCUUGUCCCGGUCCCUAGCUACUGGGCCUGGAAGGAUGGCUGAAGACCCCAGCAGCUCUUGUAACCUUUGUGUAUCCCCUGCAGGGCCUGCCAAGGACCAUGCAGUUGUCAGUGGCCUGAGUGGACGAGCCACCAGAUUUUCCCCAGAGCUGGUGCUGCCACAUGCCCUUGCACUUGGUGCCUUCUACCACCAGACCCAGGGUCACAGCACGCUUCAGCACGCCCCCAGCUGA
Leopardus geoffroyi (Geoffroy's cat) is the source of this 1257-nucleotide messenger RNA. Its product is annotated as glycine-rich cell wall structural protein-like. The transcript is spliced from 6 exons. The record is from RefSeq and is a predicted model, not a curated record. NCBI's taxonomy places the organism in Eukaryota, Metazoa, Chordata, Mammalia, Carnivora, Felidae. The annotation marks the transcript as partial.